Ornithorhynchus anatinus (platypus) is the source of this 822-nucleotide messenger RNA. Its product is annotated as histone H1t-like. Gene Ontology annotation, cellular component: nucleosome. Gene Ontology annotation, molecular function: DNA binding. The transcript has 2 exons. The record is from RefSeq and is a predicted model, not a curated record. Bases 114 to 665 code for a protein of 183 amino acids. Gene Ontology annotation, biological process: nucleosome assembly. NCBI's taxonomy places the organism in Eukaryota, Metazoa, Chordata, Mammalia, Monotremata, Ornithorhynchidae.
GGAGGCCACAGUCUCCCCUUUAACGGUCAGUUGCGCGGAGGUUGCAGACUCGCGAGGUCGUGGCGACUGUGAUCCCUCGCGACAGUAGCCGUUGUUCCCUCGGCGACAAAGCCAUGGCCCGAAAUGCAGGGAAGGAAGACGUUGGCACAGCUAGGAAUCCAGGGUCAGUGGCCGGUGGGAGAGGGGGGCUCCGGAACCCGGACCCGUUGGAGGGCCGCAGCGAAGGGCAAAGCCCCAGCCGGAGUCGCUGUCCUUGUAACCGGCUGUCGGACAGGAUCUUCUCCGCCAUCGCUAACUCCUCGGGCCGAAAGGGCAUUUCCCUGGUCGCCUUGAAGCGGGAGCUCCUCGAGGACAAUUACGAUGUCCGCAAGAACAACUUUCGCAUCAACAAGGAGCUCCAGAACCUCGUCAACCGGGGAGUCCUCAAACGGGUCAGCGGGCGCGGGUCCUCGUCCACCUUCAGAGUCGCCAGGAACCCCAAGACCUCUACCCCCAAGAGGGCCCCCAGAAAACCGAAGAGCCAAACUGGGAGAUCAGGAAGGGUCAGGGGUCCGAGAGCUAUCCCCGUAGCCGCCGCCGGGGCCCCGGAGGAAGCUCAGGCGACACGGACCACCGAGCAGAGAAACGGAUCCGAAGGCCGACAGGCCAAAGCCCAGGGACCGUAGGCGGGGAUGGUCGCCACCUUCGGAUUUUUCGCUCCCGGACUCGUCGGCGAGGAAUCACAGGAAGAGUCCUUUUUCUAGCUAAUGCUUUUGGAGCGGGGUUAAAUCGUCCUAUAAGGGUGGCUUAAUAAUCUUCAAAUAGAGGAUUAAUCCAAGUUGA